Messenger RNA from Aspergillus aculeatus ATCC 16872, 3147 nucleotides. RefSeq names its product tyrosine protein kinase SWE1. Gene Ontology annotation, molecular function: ATP binding; protein kinase activity. The coding region runs from base 1 to 3147 and encodes 1048 amino acids. Gene Ontology annotation, biological process: protein phosphorylation. Lineage: Eukaryota; Fungi; Ascomycota; Eurotiomycetes; Eurotiales; Aspergillaceae. The record is from RefSeq and is a predicted model, not a curated record. The transcript has 2 exons.
AUGGUAGCAACUUUCUCGCCGCACCGCGAUGCGGGUGGCACAUUGCACCUGCCAUCUCAUAGUGGUAUUCACCAUAUGGACGCUAAUACGGCCAUUCGACAACUACGCCGGUCAUUAUCGCGCUCGCCUUCCAAGAACUCGAACUUUUCACUGCUGGCACCUCGACAUCAUUCCCCGUCGAAGACAGCUCCUUUCAUCUCCUCACCUCUGUCACCUUCCCGGCGAUCCGCACAGAGCAACUUUGUACUCUUCCCUAGUUCAUCUCAUCAAUCACCAUUCGCCGUACCUUAUCCCCCAAGCGCCAAAAUAACGAGGCCUAUCAUGCGUCGCGUGCGCACAUCCCCGAGAAGUCCCGUCAAACGCGCUUUGAAUAUCUCCACAGAUCACGGAAAUGCGAAGCCUGCACAAUCAACACCAACAACGCCGGGUGUGGAGAAUUCCCCCACUACCCCUGGGCUCGUUCUUCCGUCUCUGGACAACACCGCAGUCGAUGCACAUCCUAGUGACACACCCAUAUGUUUAGAAUCUACACUGGCACCUCGGCAAACGCAUUCCCGCAUCGAGAAGCGACGGAGCGGGACAUUUGCAUCGUACGCUGCCGUCAGUCCACUGAAACGUAGUGACGGAAUCAUGAAUCUGGACCGGGCAUCUCGCGGUAGCCCUUCCGCAAAAAGACGCAGCGUUCAGGCCACGAGUCUGUCGAGCGAGUUUAGCAUCUUUGAUAAUGAAGAUGUUUCCCAGAUUGAAGAUCCUGCGGCCGAAUCGUCCCCCGAGUCCACGACGCCGCCCUUCCCAACCAAUGCCACUCCAUUCAGCCCUUUCGCUACAAUUCCUAAACGAUCGUCAUCUCUUCGGAGAUCUACCGUUCAGCAGCGACAGAGCGAUCGCUCACUAAAUCCUGUGCGGUCCCGCAUGUCUCUGGAUAACAAUCUUUUCCAACCUCAUCGAGAGAGUCCCUUUGCCUCUCGAACUGUGUCUGGCAGCUCGCUGUUCUCAUCAACAGGAGGCAUUGCGACACAAGCUCGUCCUGCUGCCCAUCCGCUUUCAAGGACCAUCACGCAAUCUUCAUCUGGUUCCAGCUUGGUUGACGACUCUCCGACCCAUGAACCCAUCCACAAGACCGACCGUCCAAGGGGAGUCUUUGAUUUUUCCAAGUCCCUUCCUGCGGGAAGCGCGCGGCCUGUGCCAUUACGACAUCUCACUCGGGAGGAUUCGACAUCGUCCAUGGACUCGUUUGCAACGCCGGAGAAUUACAAGCUAGUCAAACCUCUUCCGGCUGCUUUCAUGUCCACGGGUCUCAUCUCAAAAAAGAAUCGCAAUGCAGAAGACCCUCAGAGUGGUCUCGGAUUCAGCAAGAACAUGCCAGACACCCCUUGUAAACGGCCGACCAAUCUUUUUCCUGGUUCGAAAUUGCAGCCGGAACGACCUUCGGACAUGUCAGCCUCAGCCCGUCAGUCAGAGAUGGCACCGCCCUCACCGUUCAAUCCACCUACUGAUCGGCCCAGACCGGGCCCAUUUGCACGGGGCAUGGGGAUCUUCGGGACCUCUUUCAACAAACCUGAGGCAUCUCGUCGAGGUAGUUUCGCGAGCGUCGACGGUGAUGACUUGUUUGCGUCUCAAUCGCCCUCUAGCCGCCAUAACAUUCAAUCUUUCUGUGAAACAGAUCUUCCCCCGACACCUACAAAGCAAAGCUUCUUUCCUUCUCGAACCUAUCCUCCUCCCAUCUCACAGAUCGCAUCCCUGGAAAGGCUUGCGGAAGCUAAAGCAGUGAGCUCAAGCCCACUACACGACCGAUUCCAGCGGGGAUCCCCUCACACCCCGCAAGAUCAUCUGUUUCCUGACCCGAGCGGGCUAUCAAUUUCCAACGAGCAGCAUUUGACCAGACUCGACUUCAGUUCUUCUAACCUUCCAGCGACCCCCACCGGUCCUCGUGAUUCGUUUCAUCAGUCAGGCAAGCGCCCUAGCCUUCCGUUGGCUGGCUACCAUGUACCAGAUGUGGAUCCGAGUCUGACUUCACGUUUUGAACGAGUGGAACUGGUCGGUACAGGAGAAUUCUCCCAGGUCUAUCGAGUCGCGGAACCCCUGGACAUGCCAAUAUCGUCCUCACGCUCGGAUGGCACACAUACUCCUAAAGCACUCACCGAGCAAGUUUGGGCUGUAAAAAAAUCAAAACAGCCAUACUCUGGGCUUAAGGAUCGUGAACGUCGCAUUCGUGAAGUGGACAUACUCAAAUCUCUCACCAAUUCGGAUUAUAUCAUCUCCUUCAUGGACAGUUGGGAGGAUAACGGUCACCUCUAUAUCCAAACAGAGUUUUGCGAAGAAGGUAGCUUGGAUGUGUUCCUUGCUCAAGUUGGAUUGAAGGCACGAUUAGAUGACUUCCGCAUCUGGAAGAUCUUAUUGGAGCUGUCAACGGGCUUGAACCACAUCCAUGAAAUGGGCUUCAUUCAUUUAGACCUGAAGCCUGCAAAUAUCCUGAUCACCUUCGAGGGAGUAUUGAAGAUCGCUGAUUUUGGCAUGGCAGCACGUUGGCCAGCGGAGGAUGGCAUCGAAGGUGAAGGUGAUCGUGAAUAUAUAGGCCCCGAAAUACUGAUGGGUCGCUUUGACAAGCCGGCAGACAUCUUUUCUUUGGGCUUGAUUAUGUUCGAAAUCGCUGGAAAUGUUGAAUUGCCCGACAAUGGGCUUUCGUGGCAGAAGCUGCGGAACGGCGACAUGAGUGACAUCCCCAGCUUAACAUUCAGUUUCGAGACAAGCAUCUUCCGUGAUGCGUCCGGCAACCCCAUCUUAGAGGAACCAUCGUUUGAGGAACUAUGUGCAUCCGACUUUGGGGAUGACGAUUUUGGAAUGGACAGCUUCCUCGGGGGCCGCAAACCUAGUGAUCAAAACGCGGUUCCUCUUGUACGAUCGGGCGAACUUGUUGACCCUCCUGACUUCAUGGUCGACGCCAGCCAUGAACAAGCUUUGGACAAGAUUGUGCGGUGGAUGAUCUCACCGGAACCGUUUGAUCGACCAACGGCGGAGCAAGUUCUUGAGACCUACGGCGUUCAGUUCGUUGCCGGCCGACGUCGCGCUGGAGCCACCGUCUACGAAGGCAACUGGGGCCCUGCUGAUGAGGCCCUCGUUGAAGACGCAGAAAUGAUCGACGUUUGA